UGAGUUACGCUAGCUGAGCGACAUACAAACAUUCCCUGAGGUGGAACAACCGCGGCCGCUUUGUUUUGGCUUUCGACCGAGAUCUCGGACAUGUGAACACUGAACACGAAACACAAUGGCUCUGUCAUCGAAUUGCUGGAAAUAUCUUGUACUGACCUUCAAUGUUUUGUUCGCUAUGUCAGCAGUGGUACUUUUUGGUGUUAGUGGGUUCCUCCUGUACCGGCUUUUCGUUUACCGCCACUUCAUUGGAGUCAGUGUUCAAUACCCAGUAAUAUUACUGUUGAUGAUAGCCAUCAUCACGUGUUCUAUAGCCUGGAUAGGUUGGAGAACAGCUAAAUCUAUGCAUCAAAUUCACGUUAUACUGGCCGGUAUUCUGAUAACUGUUGUGGUGAUAAUUGAAUUCUCUUGCUUCGUGUGGGCAAUGGUGGUAUGGGAUAACAUCGAAAUAGACAUAAAGACGACCAUGACCUCAUAUUUCAUGUUAACUGGUGAAAACAAAGAAACAAAUUCAGACUCCGUGAGAUGGGACAGAUUGCAUGUUAAGUUCGAGUGUUGUGGAGUGAGCGGACCAAACGACUACAGUUCGACUGGUCACGUACCGUUCUCCUGCUGCGGCCAGGGACCGUUGGAUUCUAUACAAAAACCGUACACGUCAGAUUGUUCGAAACUAUACCAAAGAGGUUGUGGUAACCUAUUGCACGACUACGCUAAGAGUCAGCUACUUAUGGUCGCUUUGACGGCGCUCAUAGCUUCAAUGUUGCAGAGCACGGGAAUAUUCUGCACAUUCUUCUUAGCGCAGGCGAUUAAGGAGAAACGGAGAGCUUCAGUCAGACACUCGACAAUACUACGAGAGGCACCUUUUUCGGCUCCAGAUGAUUCUUUGCUGGCGCCUACUGCCCCUGCUCCAACCUUGCCAAAGUAUUAGAAUAUAGUAAUAAGUAGCAUUAUUAUCAUUAAUUUCCUUGUGACGUCGGGCAUUGAUU
Messenger RNA from Melitaea cinxia (Glanville fritillary), 983 nucleotides. Its product is annotated as 23 kDa integral membrane protein-like. The record is from RefSeq and is a predicted model, not a curated record. The transcript has 5 exons. Lineage: Eukaryota; Metazoa; Arthropoda; Insecta; Lepidoptera; Nymphalidae. The coding region runs from base 116 to 925 and encodes 269 amino acids. Gene Ontology annotation, cellular component: membrane.